Molecule: messenger RNA, 2623 nt
Organism: Stylophora pistillata
Lineage: Eukaryota; Metazoa; Cnidaria; Anthozoa; Scleractinia; Pocilloporidae
Product: ceramide kinase
Biological process (GO): phosphorylation; ceramide metabolic process
Molecular function (GO): ceramide kinase activity
Source: RefSeq, a predicted model, not a curated record
CCCACCCCGUCCUCUUACGUAGCACUGAGCCGGCUUAACCUGAAGAACUGGAAACUAAUUUUUUUUUCGCAGAGAAGGAAACAAACAUGGCGAACGGCUGUGUUUUGUUGCGGUCAGCGUUGGAGGUUGACGGAAAGUCCUUCGACGUUGUUUUAUCGGGCACAUCUAUCUCUUGGGGACAUGUGGGUAUAGAAGAAUCUGGACUUGGUAGUGCCUUUUUCAAGAAGACCUUGCCUUUGUCCGAAGUCUUUGCAGUUGUGCCUCACAAGUUGAGGACUGUGCCAUCUACUGAAGGAGAAAUUGAGUUAACGUCACUUAGAAGUUCCUCAUUCUAUGUUUAUGCUGUCAAGAGAACACGGAAACAUAAGUGGCGUGAGAAACUGUUUGUGUUUGACUGCCAUGAUGAAUGUUUGUGUGAAGAAUGGAUUGAUAGUAUAAAAAGCAUUCUUUCAGGUUUUAACAGACCCAAAAGAUUACUUGUGUUUAUCAAUCCAAUCGGGGGAAGAAGACUAGGUUGUAAAAUAUAUACAGAACAGGUCCAACCAUUAUUUGAACUAGCCAACAUCAAAGUUGAUUUGAUAGUUACUGAAAGAGCAAAUCAUGCAAAAGAUUAUCUUCUGAAGGAGGCAUUGGAAAAAAUUGAUGGUGUCAUCUCUGUUGGUGGAGAUGGUAUGUUUCAUGAAGUUUUAAACGGUCUUGUUAUACGAGCUCAGCAAGAUGCCAUGUUGGAUUCAACAUCCUAUAACUUUCAACCGAUACCUCUUAACCUUCCUAUAGGCAUCAUACCGGCAGGUUCAACGGAUGCUAUUGCUUUCUGCACAACAGGAAAUAACGAUCCUGUCACUUCAGCCUUGCACAUAAUUUUAGGUGACAAUCAGCCGCUUGAUGUCUGCUCGGUCAAGCGAAAGAAUGAAGUAUUACGUUACAAUGUUGCCAUGGCAGCCUAUGGAUUCUUUGGUGACGUCAUGCAAGAUAGCGAGAAACUUCGCUGGAUGGGUCCUAAACGCUAUGACGUUUCUGGCUUUAAAAAAUUCAUGUCAAACCGGGGCUAUGAUGGUACAGUUACUUUUCUACCAGCUCAAACUGGAGAGAAUGCGCCACGAGACAGAACAAGAUGUCGGUCUGGCUGCAAUGUUUGUAAUGAUUUUUGUGACUCAGGCCAGCAACGUGACCCUCAACAGUCCACAACAGGUUGGCAAUCUCGCAGAGGUCCCUUCAUCAGUGUCAUUGGUGCGAAUAUUUCGUGCGCAUGCGCAAAGAGUCCGGAAGGCCUCUCUCCCAGUGCGCAUCUAGCUGAUGGCUGUUUGGAUCUCAUUCUUGUGCGACAUACAUCUCGCCUACAAUACCUUAGACAUAUGAUUAGAAUCUCUUCUAAGGCAGAUCAGUUUAACUUCGAUUUUGUGGAGAUUCAUCGCGUCCGGGAGUUUUACUUCCGGCCUCUUAGUGAGGAUAGUGAGCCUGGUGACGAAAACGACGGCAUUGAAGAGACUGGAACUAGAGAUGACGACGAAGAGCGGCUGGCCGCAAAAACGUCAUCAGUGACGUCACGACCCCGCGCCAGGAGCGUUUGGAACGUGGAUGGAGAGUUGGUUACACAUCCUGCCAUACACAUAAAGGUACAUCGCCAUCUUAUUCGCUUAUUUGCCCGAGGAAUUGAAGAAUGCGACGACACCCCAUCUUGCACAGUUUGUAGAAGACGUUGAACGUAGCUUAAAUUCAGACUUUUAAACAAAUACAGACGAGCGAGAGGCUGUUACUUUGUUCCGCCACAAUUGUUAUAGGCUCAGUAGCCGGCGAUGCCCAUUCUUAUUUAGUAUAGAAGAUUUGUACGGGUCCUAAGGUACCAUUAAUAACGCAACUGCGACAGCCAAUUAAAAAAAAAAAGGCGCGAAUAACAGAAUGAACCGAUGAGAACUGCAGGAAAAUACGCGGGAAGUGACGCGUAUGACGAUGCCGUGACCGGUUUUGAUUUUGCACCAUGUGAUUGGUUGACUAGUUUUCUAAACCACUGACUUAUUAUUUAAGAGAAAUUUCCAAGAGUUUCAAACACGCGACGGCCUUACAAAUGACCUUAGACCUCCGAUUAACUGGCUUUUAUUGAAACCCUUCAGUUUCGACGCCUGUCAUAAAAUUCGUUCCAUGACGAAACUGAUCAAAUCGUUGGAGCGGAAAAUAUACGCAAGUUAUUUUUCAUACUUGCUGUUCUAAGGGCAGACGUUUCUUCUUGGUAAUUUGUGGUUUUAGAGCUGACAUGUCGAGCGUUAGUUCUUCGACAGAGCAAAUGACGAAGGACUAACGCUCGAAACAUCAGCUUUAACUCUUUACCAAAAUCUAAUACGCAUGUCAGACAUCUUUUUCCGCUGGUCGGAAUUGCAUGAAUAGCUUUUUCUGCCUCUGAGCGACGUACUUUCUUUCAAAAGUCAAUACUUAUUAGUCUCUUAUUCAAAUAAAUUAAGGUAUAAAAAUAAAUUAUCGGGUGUUAAGACAAACUCAGCAAGUAAAGUGAUUCAUCAAAUGUUUCCCUAGUAGGCUGGAAAGGUAGUUUAAUGAAAGCCCAGUGGAUUUCAAAACCUAGGGGCUCUAGAGACGAGAAUGCUUCCGAUAUAAAAUUGAAUUGAAAUCA